Molecule: messenger RNA, 908 nt
Organism: Gastrolobium bilobum
Lineage: Eukaryota; Viridiplantae; Streptophyta; Magnoliopsida; Fabales; Fabaceae
Product: peptidyl-prolyl cis-trans isomerase FKBP18, chloroplastic
Exons: 6
Coding region: 1-699 (232 amino acids)
Cellular component (GO): chloroplast thylakoid lumen
Molecular function (GO): peptidyl-prolyl cis-trans isomerase activity
Source: RefSeq, a predicted model, not a curated record
AUGACUUCUUCUUCCCCUUGUUGUAGUUGCGCUUGCAAUUCAUUAACUUUGUUGGUAAAGAAAUAUAGUGUUGAAUUUGGAGAUGGUGUGCUUUCGAAUUCAAAGCCGAAUAGCAGAACGUCCAAACAAGUGGGAGUGGCACUUUCAGUUUCUCAUUCGAGAAGGUCGACGGCGCUUCUGAUUUCAACGUUGCCGUUCAGCUUUGUUUGCCUAACUCAGCCAGCGGAGGCCAGACGCAACAAGAAGAACAUCCCCAUUGAUGAAUACCUAACUAGCCCUGAUGGAUUGAAAUACUAUGAUUUGGUUCAGGGCAAAGGUCCAAUAGCUGAAAAAGGAUCAACUGUUCAGGUGCACUUUGAUUGCCUAUAUCGUGGAAUUACAGCUAUAUCAAGUCGAGAAUCUAAACUCCUAGCUGGAAAUCGUAUCAUUGCUCAGCCGUAUGAAUUCACGGUGGGAGCUCCACCAGGAAAGGAAAGGAAGCGUGAAUUUGUAGACAACCCAAAUGGACUAUUCUCUGCACAAGCAGCACCAAAACCUCCACCUGCUAUGUAUACAAUAGUUGAAGGAAUGCGAGUUGGUGGAAAGCGAACCGUGAUUGUUCCUCCUGAAAAUGGGUAUGGACAGAGGGGAAUGAAUGAGAUUCCGCCUGGAGGUACAUUUGAACUAAAUGUUGAGCUUUUGCAAGUUGUAGCUACCUGAAAUGUGAGCCUUGACUUAUGAACAACUUUUUUAACUUCAGAAUUUGUACCCUGUGAGGCUACGGCUAUUCUUUUUCCAAUAACCCUUUUAAUUUAUUUAUUUUUUAUUUUCGAGUUGGGCGAGAAACUGUGCCUUUUAUUAUUAUUAUUAUUAUUAUUGCGAGAUUGUAAUGUACUCGUCUUCCUUUUUGUCGUGGCUGCAAUUUAAAA